AAUAUUCCUUUUUCAUUUUUUUUUUUUUUAGCUUUUGGCUUUUCCUUCUCUGUACUAUAUACCCCAUUCAUUCUCUCUGGAAGUCUUUGCAAUCACAGCGAAGCUAAUUUCAAGGUAUCAAUUUCUACGCUCUUUAAACAAUUAUUUUUUUUUGGUGGGGUUUCUUUCAAUGGCACUUUCUUCAAUUUCGAAAUUAUUUUCCUUGUCAAUUUCCCACAAACCCCCAAAGUUCUCAACUUUGAAUUCACCCACUGCCACUGCCUCCUCUGCUGAGCAAUUCUACACUCACCUGCAGAGAAAUGGAACCAACAACAUAGAAAAAACCCUGUCCACAGUUAAUGUCCCAUUGGACCCCAAAUGUGUCACUGAUGUCUUACAUAGAUGUCAACCAAACCAAUCUCAAAUGGGUCUUAGGUUUUUCAUCUGGGCUGGCCUUCAAUCCAAUUAUAGGCACAGUUCAUUCAUGUAUAGCAAAGCUUGUGAAUUGCUUCAAAUCAAUCGAAACCCGGGUGUUGUUGUUGAUGUUGUUGAGGGUUAUAGGGUUGAUGGGGUUGUAGUUAGUCCUAAGGUGUUUAAGGUGGUUUUGAAUUUGUGUAGGGGAGGCAGGCUUGCUAAUGAGGCUUUGUGGGUAUUGAGGAAAAUGAAGGAAUUUGGUUUGCAGGCGGAUACUACGGCAUAUAAUGUGGUUAUAAGGUUGUUUUGUGAAAAGGGUGAUAUGGAUAUGGCUGAAGGGUUGAUGAAUGAGAUGGGUUUGAGUGAUCUUUAUCCCGAUAUGAUCACACAUGUCGCGAUGAUUAAAGGGUUUUGUAAUGUGGGUAGGUUAGAGGAUGCUUGUGGAUUGGUUAAGCUUAUGAGGGGCCAUGGGUGUGUUCCAAAUGCUGUGGUGUAUUCUACUCUUCUUGAUGGGGUUUGUAGGUUUGGGAGUAUGGAGAGGGCAUUGGAGUUGUUGGGUGAGAUGGAGGAAGAAGGUGGGGAUUGUAGUCCUAAUGUUGUUACAUAUACAUCUGUGAUCCAUAGUUUUUGUGAGAAAGGUCAGACAAUGGAGGCAUUGGAAAUUUUGAAUAGAAUGGAAGCUUUUGGGUGUGCUCCUAAUCGUGUUACGGUUAGUUGUUUGAUAAACCAUCUCUGUCUGGAGGGGUGUGUCGAAAAGGCUUAUAAGGUCAUUGAUAAAGUUGUUGCAGGAGGCAGUGUUUCAUAUGGUGAUUGCUAUAGCUCUCUAAUAGUGUCUUUGGUAAAAUUUCAAAAGCUUGAGGAGGCAGAGAAGCUCUUUAGGAAGAUGCUUGCUGGUGGGGUGAAACCUGAUAGUUUGGCAUGUAGCAUUUUGAUAAGAAAGCUUUGCUUGGAGGGAAGGGUGUUAGAUGGAUUUUGCUUAUCUGAUGAAAUUGAGAAGUUCGAGUUCAUUACUUCCAUUGAUUCUGAUCUUUAUUCUAUUCUUUUAGUUGGGCUUUGUCAACAAAGACAUUCAAUGGAGGCUGCAAAGCUUGCGAGGUUAAUGCUCAAGAAAGGAAUUAGAUUGAAAGCUUCUUAUUUUGACAGUAUAGUUGGACACCUGAAGAAAUUUGAAGAUGAGGAGCUAGUUAAGCACUUGAGUAAGAUUGGGAAAUAAAAUUCAGUCUGUCCUGGAGGAUCUUAUUAGUUGAUUUGAGCACUUCUGAGAUUACAGAGUUCUAAGUCUGUAAUUGUGAAGAAACAAGUUUGGAAUUUCAAGCAAAUGAAAGGCCUUGUCUUGUUUCGUCUGGUUGUGGAAUACGGAAUUCGGACGUGAGUGGAAGCAGUCAUCAACCAAUGGUUAACUGAGCUAAGGAUCACUUAGCUUCCAGAAGUUAUCUUAAAUUACCAAAUCCGCUAGGUUUGAUUGGCUUGUGGCAAAACCUUGUCUGAUGAGGUUGAUUGAGCUGACUGACAAUGGGAUGAGUAUUCACUUUUCUCGCUCCAAUUGAAAUCUUUGGAUAUUUCGGCUAACAAAAGUGCAGGCCCAGCUCUGGCAGACUUGCUUAAGCUACUGGAAAUAAGCAAUUCCCAAACAGACACUCAGUAUUCUGUGCUCUUGAACAGAUCUCUUUCACAAGAUUUAAUUUUUCAAUGGCAUUCCCAUGCAUUGCUUCAUCAAAGUAGGAGACAACGGAGAAUUUGUUGGUUUCAGGUUUUACAGAAACUUGUGGGCAUGGUUUGGAACUCAGUAAUGUUACCUGCUCUUUGAAACGGCCAUCAUCGAGCUGGAUUGCUAAUACAUUCAAAUCACCAAUAUAUCACUUUUACCUGCAUGGCUGCCUGACUGGUGACACAUUGGUGAUUUGAACAGCUGGAGGAAAAACAAAAAUCAAUAUAACACUAAUAGUGUAGAGCAUUUCCAUGAAGCUCGAAAGGGAAUAUUGUUUUGACUAUUUCUUGAGUAACAUUGUGAAUGUGGAGGAAACGAUCAGAUUAUGUAACAGUAAAUUGAUGAUCCAUUGCGUAGUGUCAAGAUGGAUAAUUUACUAUGGCUUGUCUAAAGCUUUGAAGCAAUUUGCAGGAGACAAUUCAAACCAUUGGCUACGAAAUUUGGGUCAUAGUCAAGGGCUAGCACAUGGUUCAGUUGUGCAAAACAUGAUUUUAGCAUGAUAAAAAAUGAAAAGCUUUACAUGGAGGACAGGAACCAAGUGUACCCUAUGUUUUUUAAGCCAUCAACGGUAGACUAAUUUACUUUGAUAACCAAGGAAGAAAAAGAACAUAGAAAUGGUCAAUGCAAGAGAGGAUGGAUGUCUAGUGCCUGUAUGUGCUCCAAUUAGCCUAUGGAACAUGAAAGCUGGAUGACUGGUGCCUGUCAAGACCAUCACCAUACAACCUAAUGACAAUGUUGAGGAUAUAGCAAAACAUUUAAAUUCAACUCUGGCAUCCCAUAAAGGUAGACUACGCCAUGAUCUCUUAACUGGAUCCCAUAGAAUGUAGGUUGAAGGUGUUGGCCCUUUAGCCACCAAUAUACCAUUAGUGCACCCCAGAUAGUAUUUCCAUGGAUACUGGGGUACUCUAUAUGGUGGCCAAGGGUCAGUCAAAUUGCAUUGUUGUUGAUCUCCUUUACUGGUAUUGGUGUCGGAGAUUUGAAGCCAAGGUAGCACUGCAUUUGGAUUGCAUUUCUUGGGUGCAGCUCUCCAUGACUUGUUCACACUCCCAAAGGGAUACAAUUUAAUCCAACAAUAAUAAAGGAAAGAGGAAAAAUGAAUCCAUCUAGAGAUACUUGAAUUAGAGACGUGACUAAUAAAAAAUCCAAGGGUCAAAGUUAUGAGGCAAGACUUUGUAAUUUAGCAAUAGUAGUGUAAGAGCAUUCACAUCAGACUCUUCAAAAUUUUAGUUAAACUAUCCCAAAAAAGUCUUUAUUUUUAUUUUUUAUUUUUUAUAGUUUAGUUAAUUGUGUUUUUUACGCACA
Messenger RNA from Quercus robur (English oak), 3403 nucleotides. RefSeq names its product pentatricopeptide repeat-containing protein At5g47360. The transcript is spliced from 7 exons. The record is from RefSeq and is a predicted model, not a curated record. NCBI's taxonomy places the organism in Eukaryota, Viridiplantae, Streptophyta, Magnoliopsida, Fagales, Fagaceae. The coding region runs from base 170 to 1606 and encodes 478 amino acids. Gene Ontology annotation, molecular function: protein binding.